Molecule: messenger RNA, 4780 nt
Organism: Xyrauchen texanus (razorback sucker)
Lineage: Eukaryota; Metazoa; Chordata; Actinopteri; Cypriniformes; Catostomidae
Gene: vezf1b
Product: vascular endothelial zinc finger 1b
Exons: 5
Coding region: 67-1449 (460 amino acids)
Cellular component (GO): nucleus
Source: RefSeq, a predicted model, not a curated record
GCCAUGUUUAGCUGCUUUGUUGUAGAUUUCUUGUAGGUUUCCUGCAGAUUUUUUUUAAGGGUUGCAAUGGAGCCGAGCUGGAGUUCAUUUUUAUUUCAGCAUACCAAUGAAGCCCUCCACCACCAGCAUCAGAACAGCCUGCUGCCGCUGCUCAACUCUGGGAAUGAGCCACUGGAUCAAAAGCCUGUUCUUCCCAUUCCUCUCGACCAGAAGCCCACGGUCAGUGACCUACUCAAGGACAACAUGUCCAGUGGGGCAGGUGGAAGGGGAGGAGGAGGGGGCAGUGGCGGCGGUGGUCCGGUGGUUGUAAAGAAGGAGCCCAAGUCAAAAACCCCCUUCAUAUGCGGCUACUGCAACAAGGCAUUUCGAGACAGCUACCACCUGAGGCGGCACGAGUCCUGUCACACGGGCAUUAAGAUGGUGUCACGGCCCAAGAAGACAACCACGGCGCCCACCAUGGUGCCUCUCAUUUCCACUGUGCCACGGGACAACAACGGAAUUCCCUCCUACGUGUCCACAGUGGCAGGCAUCCUCACCACGGCCACCACCUCGGCAUCCACGGGCAUUGGUGUUAUGUCGGCCCUGCCUCAGCAACAGCCAGCCAUACCCAAAAAGCCCCCCAAACCGGUGAAGAAGAACCACGGCUGCGAGAUGUGUGGUAAAGCCUUCCGCGAUGUCUACCACCUCAAUCGUCACAAGCUCUCACACUCAGAUGAGAAGCCUUUCGAGUGCCCCAUCUGUCACCAGCGCUUCAAGAGGAAGGACCGUAUGACCUACCACGUGCGCUCUCAUGACGGCGGCGUGCACAAGCCAUAUAUCUGCUCCGUUUGUGGGAAGGGCUUCUCUCGACCAGAUCAUCUUAGCUGUCAUGUCAAGCAUGUGCACUCCACAGAACGACCCUUUAAAUGCCAAGUAACAGCCUGUACAUCAGCCUUCGCUACCAAAGACCGUCUGCGCUCACACAUGAUAAGGCAUGAGGGCAAGAUCACCUGCAACAUCUGUGGGAAGAUGCUGAGCGCCGCCUACAUCACUAGCCACCUCAAAACCCACGGGCAGGCCAACUUCAACUCCCCCUGUAACAAAGACUCUAACAACGUGUGCAACUCUUCUUCAGCCAUGCCAGUCACUCCUUCUUCUGCAUCCAACACUACGGCCAUGAACCGCGGCAGUAUUAGCAACACCGUCACCAUCGCCGCCCAGAUGAACAUCACCACCAACACGGUUAACAUCACCUCCCCCAUUGGCCUGCAGCACCCGGUCACCAUCACUGCUCCAGUCAACAUCGCCUCCGUCAACAUCCCAGCCACGGCACCAAUGAACAUCGCCCACCCUGUCGCCAUCACCUCGCCCAUGUCAAUGAACAUCACCGGUCCCCUCAACAUCGCCAUGCGUUCGAUGGAUAGCAUGUCUUUCCUCUCACAGGUCCUGCCUUCCUCCCCACCAUGGUAAAAUUGAGCCUUGCCUCCGCAUCCUAAAAGCCCACCUUUCCUCGUAAACUUCAUGUCUCCUGUUUAGUCCUCUCCAGCUAUGAGGAAAAAGAGCCUGGCAAGUAUAGGGAAUGUCUCAAUGAAGGCAGUCUGCAGCAUCUAGGAUUACAGACAUCAUGUGGAAGUUAGCUGGCACUUUGUGUCUCCUUUGGUCGAUUAAAGGAUAAGCAGAUCGAGAUUGUCUAGAGUUUAGUGAGGACAAAAAUAGUAAUUGCAUGGAGUGGAAGCGGUAUGUUUGGUGAUUUCACUUUUCUAGUGCCAGAAAAUCCUUGCCGUUUGGCUAUAUGAAGCGGAGCAGAUUGCCCUCUUCAGAUAGUGUACAUUUGUUAGUGUUAACGGUUCAAGGACUUUGGCAAAUGUUAACUGUGAGGAUUUUAUUUUUGUUACAUUUGCUUGCUUAUCAGUAUUUCAUAGUUUUAUGCAUUUUAAUGAGUCAUGUACAACAAAAGGGACAGUGUUCCAGUAAUGGAAGAUGAGAGGGUUUUUUUAUGUUUUGUUUGUUUGUUUGUUUGUUUGUGUUAAGACAAUACUCUAUGAAAUGAGGAAAACUAAAGUUUAGUAUAAGUUUUUAAAAGGCCUUCUUCAAUUGGAAGCCUUUUAAUCUAUAGCUGUGAUUUUAUUUUUAUUAUUAUAAUAAUUAUUAUUCUUUAUAUGUAAUCUUUGGUAUUAGAAGUCGUAGAAAGCAUGCACAUCCAAACAAUAUAAUGAAUACAGGUGCAUGACCAAAAAAGUAUGUCCACAAAAACUCCAGAAAAGUCUGUUGCUCCCAAAAAAUUUAAUGAGCUCACCACAGAAAUUAACAAAUGUGACGUGACGUUUCAAGCUACAUGCUUUUCAUCAGACUCAAAUCUUUGGUAUUGGUCAUUCCUGAUUGUAGAAUAAUUAUGUUCUUGGUUCAAUAGCUGGGAUAUUAUUCUGCUUAGAGGGGUUGGACAUUACAGUAACAAUCUGAUUAAAUCUCUUUGGUGAUAUUCUGAUGGCAGUAUUAUUUCAGAUCAAAUAUUUUCAGCGUUGGUUGUUAAACCUAUUCAUAUAGAUGCCUGGUCACUUAAUGGCCAACUUCAAAACACUGAAAGGUUAUUUUUAUCCUAAGAACAUUUUAGUUUUGUAACCAUAACUUCUCUGCUCUUUCUCAUAUGGAUGAGGGCUGUUUUCCUAAGGACCUUUUGCUCAGGAACUUUGCUGAGGGUGUCCCACUUACUCUUGUAGUACAUAGCAUCAUGCAUAACACUCUUCCAAAACUUUUUUGUAUGCUAUUAAUUAACACACUUCAUAUUCUUGCCUUUGUUGAUGAAAACUGAGAUGCACCUCAGAGGCCAGGUUGCCAAGAACUUUAUAGGUGCUGACAUGGCCAUCCAUCACAGGAGUAAAAAGUUAAAAAACUUUGUUGCAUGUUCGUUUACCCCAGUCAAAGUAUAAACCAAAUCUGCCUUUGAAUUUCAGGUUUCUCAUCGUUUACUGUAUCCCUGCUCCAAAUAAUUGUUUGACGAUAAUUCAAAAAGAGUCAAAAUACUUGGACAUUGAUGUUCGUUUUGGUUUUAGGCACGGCAAACUUGUACACCAUGUCCUAACAUCCAUGACCACGUCAACUCGCAAGCGACAGGAUGUUUUGUCAAUCACUUGGUUUUUAUCUCAGUGGUGUCUCACUGGUUAGCCCCACCCACUGUGAAAUGUCAUUGGCCCAAAAACUGUACAUUUAAACAUCAAAUAUGUUCUUAUAGGCUGUGAUUGUGGCACAUCACGCAGAAGUUUCACGUUCAGUGUGGACAUGCAAAUUGCUUGUGAAACUUGUCGUAUCACGCCUGGCAAGGACAUGAUGAUAAGGCCAGAAGAAAUAUUUUCAAAGCAGCUUUUCUCUUUGCUUUUCUCUCCCUUUUGGAUAUUAAAGCAAUAUGCCUUUCUUAGUCCUCAUGUUCACCCAGCCAGAUAACUGUAUUGCCCAUCUUUUUGUAAUUAAAUGGGGAAACUAAUGCAAGGUAUUUUGUCAUGUGUUGCCCUCUCAUCUAGGGUUGUGUGAGCUUGUGUGAUAUGAAUGACUUUCAAACCCAGAGUAAAACCAGAUGAAUGUGAUCAUUCUUUAAGUAAUGAUUUCAUAGCUACCAUUGCCAAAUGAGUUUAGUUUGUAUUAACUGACACUCCAGUGUUUCUCAACUUACUAUGACAGUGUUGUCCAUUGUACCUGGUAGCGAAAAGUUUGUAGUCUUAAGUUAGUAUUACAUGGACUGACAUGUAGGGUUGUAAACUCUGAAAUCACUCAAUGGCCUGAACAAUAUUUCCUAAUAUAUUUUUUUCUAAAUGUUGCCUUGUUUAGCUUAUGGUCCCGUUCAGACGUAAUGCAUUAUUGCACUUAAAAAGCUAGAAGCUGAACGAAUGUGUCACAAGAUGAGUGAGUAUUUUAAAAGUUCAAAGGCUGCAAUACUAUGCGAGAUGCUGAAAAAACACGCAGCGCAACAGUCAGACACUUAUUCACAAUAAUGCAUUGGGUGUGAACGGCCCCUUAGGCAUCUUAUUUUGGCUGAGUUUCAAGAACUGGAAUUUGAGGAAUGUGAUUGAAAAACACUACAUAAAAUGAAAAUAAGGUUUAGAAUUGUACUUUGAUAAAUGUCUGUCCUUCCUCAAUGGCAUCACUUCCGUGCCUGAACUGCAUGUCUGAAAAUGCCACAGUGAAACAAGUCUUUUCUGCCAGGCUAGCAGCGCUUGGCGAUGGAAACUGCCUGGGCGGCCAACUGCGGUUUAACUGUUUACCAAAUGUGUGUGGAGAUUUAGAAUCUAUUUUGCAUAUGGAAUAUCAAGUUGUCAUGUUUGAGAAAUAAUGAAUUUGUUAUUUUUUUUAAUCUUAUAAAGUAUUGUUGACAUGAAUUUACUCCUUAUGUGUUAGUAUCUUAUAAAGAACACUUUUGUUUAAAUUGGGGGGAAGGCAUCAGUUUUGGAUUGGAGAUUUAAAAAUCUUUGUCCAGUCUUUUCUUUUGUGUCCUUUUGAUGAGUUGGCAAACCCAUUCGAAGGCCAAUGAAUGUAUAUCUUUGUACAAAACCAUUUAGCUCAGAGAACGUGGUAGUUAUGAUAGACACGCAAGGAAAAAACACAAUUAAAAUAACCUUUUAUAAGACUUUUUGUAUUAGAACAUUAACAUUGGUAAUUUUGUAUAUAUGAAGAGUAGGCUUUUUUGGUUAGCAUAAAGGUAAAACAUUCCUGUUUUUUGUUUUGUUUUUUUAUGUAUGUCAAGAAUAAUUAUGUAAACACAUUGCGCAAUGUUUUACGUGCCUUUUUAUUUGGGUUGUCUAAAUAAAAGAAC